ACCAACUUUUAUCCACACUUACGAGUUUGUUAGUUUAAUUCUAUUUCACAAGCUUCAUUGGAUGCACGUACGUAGAUUUAGGGAGUAAUGGGGCGUUGGCUGCUGGAAGAGCUUCACCCUGGGUUAGCCAAGGAAUUAUUUAUUCGGUAAUCAACUCGUACAGUCUGGUAUGUCAGCAACCUAGCUGGCCUAGCUAGCGUGGGUCAGAGCCAUUGGCGUAGCUAGCUAUCCGCAUUCUCUGAGAGGAUGGCUACUGUAGGACGUUGUCGCCUCCAUUCUUAAGAAAAUUAUUAAUAUUUUGAUUCCGAUCAUUGUGAUCACCUGAUUUGACAUGUUAAGGAAUUGUUGUCAGUCACAUCCGCAACGGCAUCGUUCACGAUAAACAUUUACAGUGCUUUUGUACUUUUGCGUAUUUAUUUAACAGGCCGGUAUGCUGGACGUGGGGAAGUGGCCAGUGUUUGCACUCCUGCCUCCUGAAGAACUUCGUCUCAUUCGCCAGGCUUGUGUUUUUGGUAGUGCUGCAAAUGAAGCGCUAUAUGUAACUGUUAAUGAUGAGGUAUUUGCUCUGGGCACCAACUGCAGUGGCUGUUUGGGACUUGGAGACCUGCAGAGUACUAUUGAACCUCGUAGGAUUGACAUCCUCUGUGGAAAGAAGAUUGUUUCAUUAAGCUAUGGCACGGGACCACAUUUGGUUAUCGCCACAGCUGAUGGAGAGGUUUAUGCUUGGGGACAUAAUGGCUACAGCCAAUUGGGAAAUGGGACCACCAACCAUGGACUAACCCCAGCUCUGGUCUCCACUAACCUGCUCAGCAAAAGAGUGACUGAGGUCGCCUGUGGCUCCCACCAUACCAUUGCUCUCACCACUGAGGGGGAGGUGUUUGCAUGGGGGUACAACAACUCUGGCCAAGUUGGCUCGGGCUCCACAGCCAACCAGCCUACUCCAAGACGGGUCAGCAGCUGUCUGCAGAACAAAGUGGUUGUCAACAUAGCCUGUGGCCAACUCUGCUCCAUGGCUGUGCUGGACAAUGGGGAGACCUACGGUUGGGGAUAUAAUUGUAACGGGCAGCUUGGCCUGGGCAACAACGGGAACCAGCAGACUCCCUGCAGGAUUGCUGCCAUUCAGGGUGUUAACAUUGUGCAGGUUGCCUGUGGAUAUGCACAUACAUUGGCCCUUACAGAUGAGGGACUUGUUUACGCCUGGGGGGCAAACUCUUAUGGGCAGCUGGGAACAGGCAACAAGAGUAACCAAUCCCUGCCUACACUCAUUAACAUGGACAAGGAGAGGAUGGUAGAAGUAGCAGCCUGUCACACAAGCCACACAUCUGCAGCUAAGACCCAGAGUGGUCAGGUCUUUAUGUGGGGUCAGUGUCGGGGACAAGCUGUAGCCUGUCCCCACCUUACCCACUUUGGCACGACAGAUGAUGUGUUUGCUUGCUUUGCUACGCCAGCUGUCACCUGGCACCUCCUCACUGUAGAUGGUGAUGACUAUCUAACGGUUGCACAAUCCUUGAAAAGGGAGUUUGACAGCCCAGAUAUCUCUGACUUAAAAUUCUUGGUUGAUGGAAAAUGCAUCCAUGUUCACAAAGCCCUCCUAAAAAUCAGAUGUGAGCAUUUCCGUGCCCUGCUGAAUGAGACAGAUGAGGAGUCCAUCGAGAUCCACCAGUUCUCCUACUUGGUGUACCGCGCCUUCCUAGAGUAUCUUUACACUGACACUAUCAACCUGCCACCAGAGGAUGCCAUAGGGUUGCUGGACCUAGCCACAUACUACCGUGAGACCAGGCUAAAGAGACUCUGUCAGGAGACGAUAAAGAGAGGGAUCUCAGAGGAAAAUGCUAUAACCCUGUUCUCUGCUGCUGUAAAGUAUGAGGCCCGGGAGCUGGAGGAGUUUUGCUUCAAGUUCUGUGUCAACCACCUGACUGCUGUUACACAGACCGAGGCCUUCGCUGACAUGGACCAUGACCUUCUAAAGAACUUCAUCAGCAAAGCCAGCCGCUACGGGGCUUUCAAAAAUUGACUGCAUUGGGAUGGGCUUUAAGAUGAUAAGAGAUGGAAGGUGAGUGGUCAGAACUUCAUUGAGAAACAUAAAAGCUAACCUGGUCAAAUUCUGCUCUUUUGCUGUUAUCAUACCCUUACCUACCCAUCUGUAAGGAAACUGAGGACCUAGCUAUAUAGUUACACUUCAAGCACAAAACGGAGACCAAACAAGGAAGCUACUGUGACUAUGGCAAAAUAGACACAACAGCAACCCCCACCUAUCUGCCAGUGCGUGCGUGUGCGUGAGGAUAAAUGUGUAUAUGAGAGGUCCCAGUUGGAACUCUGCAGUGCAAAGGUGUUUCAAAAGGAGGUCUCAUGUUCAAUUCUAAUUUGAAAACAUUUUUUAUCCCAGAUUCCAUAUCAGGGAGAGGAGUGUUCCAUAUUUGCCUAGAUAUCAGCAAUGGUGAAAAGGACAAGCAUUUUACUUUUUGACCAAUCAGGAGUAUAAGGGAGUUUCUCCAGGCAUGGCAUGAGUUGCCCCUUCUCAUUGUCCUUAAAGCCUUUCCUAAAAUAAGUUUUGUUUUACUAGUAGAUAACUUCAUAAUUUUCAAUAAAUGAAAAGUAUUCAAAUUUUUACUUGAAACAAACAUUUUUGGUAGAACUUUUUUACUGACUGUUUUACAUGACCCAUAUUAAUUGUUAUUUUAGUUAUUUACAGUGGUCAAAAUGUUACUGAGUUUUAUAGAAUACCUUUAUGCUUUUGUUAUCCAACAUUGGUUUUACUGUCAUCAUAUUGAGUAGCAUUCAGAGUAGUGAAGUACUUCACAGGGUCAGUGUUUUCAUGUACAGUACUCCAAGGGCUGAGGUUCUGAGAGAUGUAUGUACCUGUGUAGAUGUGUAACUCUGUGUGUGCAGCUGGAAGCUUAUCUCUUGCUUUUAAAGGAAAGAUGACAGAUUAUCCCAUUAGCUGUAAAUUAAUUUCCUGUUGCUGACACCACAUAGUAGAACAACAGUUUCAUAAUGCUGCAGCUGGUGUUACUUGCAGGUAUAGCAUGUUUACAGAUGUCAUCAUUUAACGUUUGUCAUUUCAAUAAUAUGCCUCUAGUGUGUACAUUUUCCCAAACCUCUUAUCAAUGAGAGCACUACUGCUAGACCAGUGCAAUAGCCAACUUAUAAUGGAGACCUCUGUGUUGAGCAACCAAUAAUUUAUUACAUUUUCUAUAUAAAAUGCUUGUAAUCCAUUAAAGAUGAUGAUACGGAAAGCUUUAACAUUGA
Messenger RNA from Osmerus eperlanus (European smelt), 3249 nucleotides. It is a transcript of the gene rcbtb2, whose product is annotated as regulator of chromosome condensation (RCC1) and BTB (POZ) domain containing protein 2. The coding region runs from base 431 to 2014 and encodes 527 amino acids. Gene Ontology annotation, molecular function: protein binding. The record is from RefSeq and is a predicted model, not a curated record. Lineage: Eukaryota; Metazoa; Chordata; Actinopteri; Osmeriformes; Osmeridae. The transcript has 12 exons.